AUGAAGCAUUUGCGAGUCUUUGGAUCUGAAGCCUAUGUGCAUGUCCCGAAGCCACUCCGGAAGAAGCUAAGUCCUGUUUCGCAGAAAAUGACGUUCGUUGGAUAUUCGAUGGACCAUAAGGCGUGGAGGUUCUUGGACAUGACAUCGCUGAAGCUGGUUGUAAGCCGAGAUGCGGACUUCAUGGAGCUCCAUUCGGGAGGACAUCAGGCAAACCAAGACAUCGCGAGCAGGCCGGAAGUUUGGGAAUAUGAUCUGGAUGAACAGAAACAAGAACGGGUUCCUGUUGAGGAAGAUCCUGUGGCAGAUGUCGUAGAUCAGGAUGAAAGAGACACUGAUGACAAUCUUCAGGAGGAGUUUGAAUCUGCUGCCGAAUCGUCGUUUGAAGACCAGGAGGCGGACGUCACCGUCACACCGAGGCGUUCGGAAUGA
Molecule: messenger RNA, 429 nt
Organism: Aedes albopictus (Asian tiger mosquito)
Lineage: Eukaryota; Metazoa; Arthropoda; Insecta; Diptera; Culicidae
Exons: 1
Coding region: 1-429 (142 amino acids)
Source: RefSeq, a predicted model, not a curated record